Molecule: messenger RNA, 2392 nt
Organism: Andrographis paniculata
Lineage: Eukaryota; Viridiplantae; Streptophyta; Magnoliopsida; Lamiales; Acanthaceae
Exons: 2
Coding region: 425-2125 (566 amino acids)
Biological process (GO): sesquiterpene biosynthetic process
Molecular function (GO): cyclase activity
Source: RefSeq, a predicted model, not a curated record
CGCCCUUCCUCCUUUUAUUUAUUAUUAGAUUGAAAUUUGAAGUGCCAAUACGAAGCUUACGAAUUUGCAGAUGAUAUUUUGGAAAAGAAUUGGACAGAAAGGCGACAGCUCAAUCUUGGAAUCGGUUUAUGAAGAUGAACAUCAGUUGACCGCCCGCAACAGCUCAAUCUUGGCGGGGGAGGGGAGGCGAUUUCAGGUUUCUGGUUUAUUCUUUACCUGCGGUGAAAGUUUGCUGUUCUUCGCUGCAGUUUUGGAUCUCUUAUCUGGAUUUGCUCUUCUCUAGCUCAAUAUCAUGGCUGUCUGCCUCGUUUGAGUUUGAUUAGAUUCUUCUGCUACUUGAUUGUUUGAUUGGGGAUGAGUAGUUUGCCCACUGUUUCCUAAUAAGGGUAAUUUAUUUUGCACAAAACGUUGUGGUAAGGGCAAUAUGGUGUUAACUGAUAAUGGUGAGAGUGCUUGUGGAGGUGAGGAAACUGCUACAGAUAAUGUUAAAAGCAACACCUCUCUGCACGUUUCAACGUCUCAAAGAGGUCUGAUAACUGAGGAAACUUCACAGAGUGGGUACAACAGUUCCCUCUCUGCUCUUCCAAGAAUGUUAAUGUUCUUGAAGUUUGGUGAUUUGGCAUCACCGACCGCCAAAUUCCACCGAAUUGCUGAGGAGAGGGAUGAGGUUUCGCGCAAUGUGCCUUCCUCCAGCAGUCUUCACAUCCGCGAACGGUUUCAGAGAAUCUUUUCUAGGAGAGUUGAUUGGACUUGUCUUUGGAAGCUUUGCAAGGAAUGGAUAAAGGAUCCCAUGAAUCUGGCUCUUUUUGUCUGGAUUGUUUGUGUUGCUGUGUCGGGUGCGAUCCUGUUUAUGGUCAUGACUGGAAUGCUUAACCAUUCUAUCCCGAAGAAGUCUCAGAGGGACACGUGGUUUGAGGUCAAUAACCAGAUUCUCAACGCGUUGUUCACACUUAUGUGUUUGUAUCAACACCCUAAGCGGAUAUACCACUUAGCGUUGCUAUUGAGAUGGAGGACGGAAGACGUCCUGAAACUAAGAAAAAUUUACUGCAAAAACGGCACUUAUAAACCCCAUGAAUGGGCACACAUGAUGGUGGUGGUGAUUCUACUCCACCUCAACUGUUACGCACAGUAUGCAUUGUGUGGCCUUAACUUGGGAUAUAAGCGUUCAGAGCGACCGGCAAUUGGUGUUGGAAUAUGUAUUUCGGUUGCCAUUGGUGCUCCAGCAUUUGCCGGUGUUUACUCCAUGCUUAGCCCCCUUGGGAGAGAAUACGAGACUCAGACGGAUGAAGAAGCUCAAAUUCAAGUCACUGGCGGAGCGAGUGACCGGCAAAGUCAAUCGAGGCGAAUGUCAUUUGAAAAGAGAUUCUCAUUCGCAUCAAGAGACAUCGAAAGAACUGUUGAGCGACAGCCACAGUGGAGCGGAGGUAUUCUUGAUUUCUGGGACGACAUCUCUUUAGCAUAUCUCUCAUUGUUCUGCAGCUUCUGCGUAUUCGGAUGGAACAUGGAGAGGCUCGGAUUUGGCAAUAUGUACGUCCACAUCGCAACUUUUCUUCUUUUCUGUAUGGCCCCUUUUUGGAUCUUCAACCUGGCAGCCGUCAACAUCAAUAAUGAGACGGUCAGGGAGGUGUUGGGCAUCACCGGAAUCUUCCUUUGUAUUUUUGGCGUCCUUUACGGAGGGUUCUGGAGAAUUCAAAUGAGGCGGAGAUUUAAUCUACCCGCCUAUAAAUCUUGCUGCGGUAAACCUGCUGUCAGCGACUGUGCCCUGUGGCUGUUCUGUUGUUGGUGCUCUCUAGCUCAGGAAGUAAGGACGGGAAAUUUCUACGACAUAAUGGAAAAUGAAUUAUACAGGAAAAAAGAGGGAUCGGUGGCAAUGGCUCCAUUGGGUCGAGAAGAUGGUGAGUUUCAAUUUCGGUCGAGCCCAUCUUCUCCUUUUGGGAACAGUCCUUCGCCCCCACACGUCAAGGGGGGCUCUACCCCUCCCGCUCACUCUCCAAGUCCGAGCCGGUUAAGACAAAUGUCUUUGAUCGAAGAAGAAGAAGAAGAAGGAGGAGAUCGAGAUGGUAUAGUGCAUCACAAAGAUGAAGAAAAGAUGAUCCCGCCAGAUCCCAUGGUAAUAUCUAGAUGAAAAAGACAAUUUUGAAUGCUGCCAUAGUAUGUAUUGUAAAGACUUAUGUAUCUAUCUAUCUAUCUAUCUGUAUUUUCUCUGUUUGUUGUUGUUAUUCUAUGAAAAUAUUAGGUUGAGUUUUUGACUGAUUGUGUCGUGUCGGAUGGUAUAUCCAUUUAUUAUUCUUCAGCUCAUCUGUUUAUGAAGGCAUUCAGUAGGGUGUGUUUGUUUGGAGGAUUGAAUUUUAAACACACUAUUUAUCCCAUUUAAAAUUUUUAUUAUUUGUUU